UCUCGGCUUCCGUAGACAUAUCAGGAAGAAACACACUAGCAACACGUUAGCGCCGCUCUCUGAGACACCCGUUUAUGGUAAACACGCUGCUGUUAUGACAUCUGGUGCUGAGUAUCUCUCCGUCUUUGAUUUGAGCCUGAAUGAAGAGGCUCUGUCUGGGCUGAGGGAGGUGAACCCUAUCCUGAAGCAGACUCUUAACACUGACCCUGCCUCAGAUGAUCCUGAGGAUAAAUCUCCUGAGGAUGGCAGACAGAGGGAGCCCAGCCUGGUUAGAGAGGUGUCAGACAAGAUGGUCUGCUCAGCCUGCAGGUGUCCAUUUAAUAGCCGGGAGGAACAGAUGGAGCACUACAAGCUGGACUGGCACAGGUUCAACUUGAGACAAAAGAUGUCAGGUUUAGCACCUGUCACAGCUGAGGAGUUCGAGAGGAAGACUGGAGCAGGAGACAUGUCAAGUAUCUCAGGGUCUGAGUCUGAUUCAGAUGAAGAGGACUCAGAUAGCGACGGUGGGGGGACGAGCAGCAACGUCACCGGCACGGAUAACGAGAGCUCUGUAGAAACCAGUUUGAUAUCCGGGCGACUUUCUAGCAAGGUGGUUUUCCAGAACUUAGCAGGGCAGUAUCUGUCAGUGUACCGCUGUAUUCUGCAGGGAAAGACAGAUGCUGAUGCAGAGACUGUGUCCUUGCUAAAGGCCAUAAGUAAGAAGACCGUGUGGGUCAUUCUCAUGACAGGUGGAGGUCAUUUUGCUGGUGCUGUGUUUCAAGGAAAAGAAGUCCUUCAGCACAAGACUUUCCAUCGAUAUACGGUGCGAGCUAAGAGAGGCACAGCUCAGGGACUCAGGGACUCUCAGAACCGCAGUCACACUCCCAAGUCUGCAGGAGCUGCUUUGAGACGACACAAUGAGGCAGCCCUCGUCAAGGACAUACAGGAUCUUCUGGUCAGCUGGGCUGAAUUCUUAAAGGAAGCCUCUGCCAUAUUUGUCAGAGCCCCGAGCUACAACAAAACCAUCUUCUUUGGUGGACGUGCAGCUCCACUGGAGAAGAGAGAUCCCAGGGUCCGAACGCUUCCCUUUGCAACACGCAGAGCAACCUUCAAAGAGGCUCAGAGGGUACACGACAUGCUCUCUACCGUCCAUAUUUAUGGGAAAGACAUAGACAUGUCAGCUGUUUUUAGUCCAUCUAAGAAGGCAUGGAAGAAGAAAAUCAAACUCCCAGCUGAAGUAAACGUUCAACAAGAGAAUGGAGAGAAAAGUCCUGAAGACUCAGAUAAAGAAGAGGUUGGAGAGAUCCAACUAGAGAUGAUGGAGCUCACUCUAGGAACUCUGGACCUCAGGGAGUUUGAAAUUCAGCCCUCCAGGCACAAGAGGAGGAGGAGGAAAAGGAGAGAAGAAAGCAAAAUGCAAACAGGAUUGAGUAACACAGAAGCAGAUGAUCAAGAACAGGAGGAGCUGGAGGCUUCACCAGCAGCAGAAGCUCCUCAAGAGACGCAAUCAAAAAGCAAAAGGAAGAGGAAAGCACAGAGUAAGAAAGAACAGGAAGAAAUGGUCGAUGACUCAUGGGAGUAUGGCGUUAGAGACGCUCUGUUCACAGCCUGUAAGGUUGGAGAUGCGGACGCUCUCUGCAGCCUUCUCAGACUACCAGAGGAUCCAGAACAAUCAGAGAGCAACCCCUCUGAAGUCCCAAGUCCUCUGACACUCCUUAAUAAGCCUGUGGACUCAUCAGGGUUCACUUUGCUGCAUGUUUCCUCAGCAGCAGCACAGAAGGACGCGGUGAGGCUGCUGCUGGAUGCUGGAGCAGACCCGGCCUGCAGGGAUAAGAAAGGGCAGACUCCUUAUAAUGUUGCUCCUGACAAAGACACAAGGAAUGUUUUUCGUAAAUAUAUGGGCGAAAAUCCGGAUAAAUAUGACUACAGCAAGGCACAGGUCCCGGGGCCGCUAACUGCAGAGAUUGAGUCCAAACAAACGGAGAAGAAAAAGGCCCAAAAGGCUUUAAGAAAACAGAGAGAAAAAGAGCAGAAGGAGAUGAAGAGGAAACAAGAGCAAGAGGCAGAGGAGAAGAAGAAGUUUGCAUCUCUGAGUGAUCGGGAAAAGAGAGCUUUGGCGGCAGAAAGGAGGCUCGCAGAACAAGUUGCUGCAACAGGAGUCAACAUCUCUAAUGUCAAAAUUUCUCCCUGCCAGCCUCAGAGCUUUCCACACACGAAUGCAGCAGCCAGCACGUCCAGAAAAGUAGCGAGACUGUACAAGUCUUCCAGUGUGAGGAGAUGCUGGUUGUGUGGAGAGUCUCUGCUUGGGAAAAUCCCAUUCCAAUACCUUGAAUAUUCUUUCUGCACUCCUCGCUGCGUCCAAGCACAUCGCAAAGCAAAUAACCUCCAAGGCAAGACAUGAUAACAAUCUCAG
This is a messenger RNA of Cheilinus undulatus (humphead wrasse), 2392 nucleotides long. It is a transcript of the gene ankzf1, whose product is annotated as ankyrin repeat and zinc finger peptidyl tRNA hydrolase 1. NCBI's taxonomy places the organism in Eukaryota, Metazoa, Chordata, Actinopteri, Labriformes, Labridae. The record is from RefSeq and is a predicted model, not a curated record. The coding region runs from base 95 to 2380 and encodes 761 amino acids. Gene Ontology annotation, molecular function: protein binding. The transcript has 18 exons.